GUUUUUGUUUCUUCCAUUUAACGAUCAAUAGCAUCAUACUUAUUGCCAGUCUCUAUGCGACGCUAACCAAUGUCGCUCACACCAUCACUAUGGCCAGCACCAAGAAGAAGAAGGAACGGCAGGAACAGCAACAAUGGUAACAGGAGGUUCUAUAGGUCGACUAGAAAAUGGAGGUGACGAGGAAAAUUUGCCAAGUUAUAUGCGACGUCCAAUUUGUGCUGCAUGCAAUCGUAAUGUUAAGGUAGUUUCAUCAUCUGAAACGACUACAAGUACUACACAAUCCCAACAUCAACCGCAUAACAGUGCUUCAAAUAGUAGUGGCAGUAGUAGGCGGUCAUCUGUUUCAGCUACAGCCACAACCACUAAUAAUAGAAGACGAACCGCCAAUCAUGGAAAUAAAGUAGCUGCGACAUCAUUUUCCACAACAUCAUCCACUGCAACUAUUCAUAGCGAUAGCAGCAGCAGUCAUGGUCGUUGUGAUACUAGUAAUAGCUGCAGUCGCCCUCGUAAACAUACUACUGCUGCUGCUACUAUGUCCACUACACCAGCAUCAGCCAGUAUAAGUAACAAAAACCAUUCUUCUUCCUCUUCAUUGAAUAGAAGAGGAGCUCAAAGCCCUACCUCACCUAUUCCAACCGUUGUACAUCAUCACAAAAAGAAAAAGAAAAAUGCACUCAUUGCUGAAACCAUGACAGAUACAAACGAUAACAGUCUUCAACGACAAAUGGUUCUAUCGACAGCAACAGAAGCAGUAGGAGAGGAUAAAUGGAAAUAUCUCUUGGCCCAGCAACAAGUCUUAUUGACAACAUUGUUAAGAGAUGAAAACGAGGAUGAAGAGGAUAAGAACACACGACAACUACUGCUCCAUCUUUCAAGCAGUAACCAUACAAAACGACAACAGAAACAAUAUGAAACUAUCUUAUUAGAAACGCAAAUCAAGAUUCUACAAAAAUUAACGCAACUUAUCCAAAAUCGUCCUUCACCGAGCUACGACAACUGCUUCGGUCUUAACCUGCAAUCAUCGCGUUUCAACUACCAGUAUAACAAAAAUACAGCAAGCAAUGAAGCAGUGAACGUUAUGGUAGCUCAUAAUCAAAGCAAUCAUAGUGCCACAGCUAUGUCGACCUCUUGGCAAACAAAAAUUGAAUAUAGCUUGGCUAAAUUUCGUUGGGGCGUGAGUCAAUGGCUAGGUAACUUGGUGGGUACAGGUGACAUUGAAAAUCAGGCUUAUGACGCUUUAGGAUAUCCCGAACAAGUUACAAUUACAGGUGUUUGCGUAACAAGUGAACCUGCAUUGCUUCCAAAGGUAAACUAUUAUUAUUAUUGUUGUGACGGUAGCGGUAGUAGUGGUAGUAGUAGCAUGGAUAUUUUGGAUCGACCUUGGUUAUAGUAGUGGUAGUAGUGGUAGCUUUCAUUUACCAGUUAUAAACACCCUUUUUCCAACUGAUUUGACGUCUCAUCAUUCCUCUCAGCUGGAACACAUUACUCUGUACAGAUAUAAAUUCCUUCGUUUCAUUCCUUUAUAUAUAUAUAUGUGUGUGUAUAUCCAUAUUGAUGAUGCUACUGCUGCCG
This is a messenger RNA of Mycotypha africana, 1572 nucleotides long. RefSeq lists its product as uncharacterized. The record is from RefSeq and is a predicted model, not a curated record. The transcript has a single exon. Bases 134 to 1390 code for a protein of 418 amino acids. Lineage: Eukaryota; Fungi; Mucoromycota; Mucoromycetes; Mucorales; Mycotyphaceae.